Messenger RNA from Uncinocarpus reesii 1704, 336 nucleotides. RefSeq lists its product as uncharacterized. The record is from RefSeq and is a predicted model, not a curated record. Bases 1 to 336 code for a protein of 111 amino acids. The transcript is spliced from 2 exons. NCBI's taxonomy places the organism in Eukaryota, Fungi, Ascomycota, Eurotiomycetes, Onygenales, Onygenaceae.
AUGGCUUCAAGUUCCGACCCAGCGUCUGAGCAGUCGACAGCAAAAGCAUCGGCUGCUUCCUCCUCAAAGAUCACAGGGCCGACACGAAAUGCGGGGAGUCUGUUCAGGUUAUACGAAUCUGUCACGUCCACUCAGCCCACGGGUACAGAAGGGACUUCCAGCGAAACAGCACAAUACAAAUCGGAUUUUAUCGACAUCGUCGAGCUCCGGGAACCGUAUGGCGAACCAGAAAUCUUCAAAACAAGCGCUAAUCUCAAGCGAUCACCGAUUAAGAACCGGAAGUUUGGGGAAUAUGCUCUUCUUGUCCGGCAGAUCGUUCGAAAAGAUGGCCGCUGA